CGAUCAAAAAAUUUGUAACAUAAAUACACUGACAAGAUAUUUGUAUUAUAAUAAGUUUUCGAAAUUUGAACACAAUUCUAUGCAUCAUGCUUUUUCUUCUAACAAGAAGAAGAAUUUAAACACAAUUAUAUAUUUAACGCGCCAAAAUCGCGUGUGAAGUCUCUCUAUUAGUCAACGCUAUAUCUUGAAAGGGUCUCGAGACUCUCCAGCCAUUUUAUUCUGCCUUCCUCUCUAUAUUUAGAAGAACAAAAAUUGAAAAAAAAAUCCUUAGAGAGAGGAAAAAAAUUUAGAGGAAAAUCUUCUAAUUUGGUUUUAAUUCUUCGUGAUUAAUCGCUAAUCCAGAGUGAUUAAGAAAUUAAAACCCCUUGAGGAACAAAGAAGACGUUUGGGUGAAAUUAAAAGCGCGACGACGAGGACAAUGCCGAGCAAGCUUAAAAAAGCGAUUGGUGCGGUUAAAGAUCAGACAAGCAUUAGCCUCGCCAAAGUUGCUAACGGAGCCACCGGAGGCGGCGAUCUCACGACUCUCGAAGUUGCGAUCUUGAAAGCUACGAGCCACGACGAGGAAGUCCCAAUCGACGAUCGACUCGUAACAGAAAUCCUCGGAAUCAUAUCCUCCAAGAAAUCUCACGCCGCCUCUUGCGCCGCCGCGAUCGGUCGCCGUAUCGGGCGUACACGGAAUUGGAUCGUCGCGCUCAAAUCCCUAGUCCUCGUCCUCAGGAUUUUCCAAGACGGUGAUCCUUAUUUCCCUCGCGAAGUCCUCCACGCCAUGAAACGUGGCGCCAAAAUCCUCAAUCUCUCCAGCUUCCGCGACGAUUCGAACUCGUGCCCUUGGGAUUUCACUGCUUUCGUCCGUACAUUCGCGCUUUACCUCGACGAACGUCUCGAUUGCUUCCUCACCGGAAAAUUACAGAGACGGUACACAAACCGAGAACAAACCGGAAGAAUCAGCACCAACUCAACAACAAGAUCCCGGUUUAAUCCCAAAGCCGGAAUUAAAUCCCACGAACCGGCGGUUCGAGAUAUGAAACCGGUAAUGCUUCUUGACAAAAUCACGUAUUGGCAAAAAUUACUAGACAGAGCAAUCGCGACGCGGCCGACGGGAGACGCGAAAGCCAACAGGCUCGUGAAAAUGUCGCUUUACGCCGUCAUGCAAGAGAGUUUUGAUCUUUACAGAGACAUUUCCGAUGGAUUAGCGCUUUUGUUAGACAGUUUCUUCCAUCUGCAAUACCAAUCUUGCAUCAAUGCGUUUCAAGCUUGUGUUCGAGCUUCGAAACAGUUCGAAGAGCUUAACGCAUUCUACGAUCUUUCCAAAUCGAUCGGUAUAGGAAGAACAUCGGAGUAUCCUAGCAUUCAAAAGAUCUCUUUAGAGCUUCUUGAGACAUUGCAAGAGUUUUUAAAAGAUCAAUCGUCGUUUCCAGCGAGCUCAGGGUUGUAUCCGUCACCGAAUAGUUUUCUUCCUCCGCCUCCAUCGUCCAAAGAUUCAGCGGUUUCAAGCUCGCUUGAUUUUGGGGAUUCCACGAUUGAUACGUCGGAGAGGUAUUCAGAUUACGGGUCGUUUCGUAGUACUUCGUUGGAGGAUUUGAUGAGCAGGACUGAAGCAGGGACUAGUAGUCCUCCAAUGUCUUGUCAUUCUGAGCCAUACGGAGGAGGACGAGAUGAUCCUAAUGGGAAUAAUUUUGAUACGGUUUCGACUAAAUCGCUUCCCAAUAAUCCCUCUGUUUCUGCUUCCAAUCUCAUAUUAGACCUAUUGUCAUUGGAUGACGUAAGUAACACGGCAGAAGCAGAAGAUGUUGAAGACAAGAAGAAGCAAGACGAUUCAAAGGCAGAGACUUUCGAUCCUUGGGAGGCGUUGAUGUUGAGAGAUGAUCCGAAGAAGAAGAUAGAAACGAUUGAGGAGGAACCUUCAACCGCUGAGGACCAUCAGAGAGAUUCAGGGAAUUGGUUGCUUGCGUUAGAAGAAACUGCUACGCAGGUGCAGGGUAAUAACUCGAUGGCGAUAGUACCGUUCGGGUUAGAUGAUCCGAUGCCUGCGUUUCAAGCCGCCACGGACCAAUACAACCCAUUCUUGGAAGAACCAGUUGCGCAGUUAGCUACAGCCGGAGAACCAAUGAUCACGUUCGGUGGCUUGGCUUUGACAGGGUUUCAGCCAGAACCGACAUUUCAGGUGAACGUUCCUGAUGAUUUUGAGCCGUCUUCUACACCAACAUUUAAGGCCACGGAGACUUUGCCUAUGAAAUGUGACCCGUUUACAACAUUUGAGAGUUUUGGGUUCGGAGAGACAUUUUCAGAAAAUGGAGGGGUAAAUCAGCAAUCUGUAUUGCAAGAACAGCAGAUAUGGUUGCAGAACCAGAAAAAGAUCAUAGCCAAGCACUUGAGUUGAUACAAAAUUUAUUUGGCUAGACAGAGGUUGAGAUGUUUCUUUGAGUUUUUCUUUUGUUACAUUGUCAACUUAACUCUUAACUCAUUUUUCCAUAACUUAGAGAAAUGUGAAAUUCAGAAAUUCUUUGAUUAAAAAGAUAUUUCCGCGGAUUCUAUCUUCGUACUUGCAUUCCUGUGUAUACACGAUGUAUUUUGUGUGUCUUGUAUCAUAAUCACAUUGAGAAUUUGAU
Messenger RNA from Arabidopsis thaliana (thale cress), 2609 nucleotides. Its product is annotated as ENTH/ANTH/VHS superfamily protein. Gene Ontology annotation, molecular function: phospholipid binding; clathrin binding; 1-phosphatidylinositol binding. Lineage: Eukaryota; Viridiplantae; Streptophyta; Magnoliopsida; Brassicales; Brassicaceae. Gene Ontology annotation, biological process: clathrin coat assembly; clathrin-dependent endocytosis. The record is from RefSeq and is marked reviewed. The transcript has a single exon. The coding region runs from base 419 to 2380 and encodes 653 amino acids. Gene Ontology annotation, cellular component: Golgi apparatus; clathrin-coated pit; clathrin-coated vesicle.